UGCAGUUUGGGCGCCAUUUUCGAGUGUGGAAGCCGCCAAGCUGCAGGCAGCCGCCGGGAUCUCCAGAGCCGCCGCUGCACGGAGCCGUGCCGCCGUCGCCUGCCACGCCCGCAGCAAAGGAAAGAGAUCCCUACAGUAGUUUUGAUUGCUUGGAAUCAGAGGGGAACAGCCAACAGCGAUCAUGCCAAGGAAGAGAACCAAAACAUCUACAGCAGCUUGUCAAAAAGGAAAAGAGCCCAUCGAAGAAUCCACCAGUGACAUGGAAAUGGGAAGAGAUGAUGCACAUCUCGGUAAACUGUCUCAGCAAGCAGCCUUAAAUGAGGAACUUGCUAAUCGAAGUUUAGAAGAAAUUUUGAGUAGCAUCUCUCCUCCCCCACCACCAGCAAUGACCAAUGAAGCUGGAGCUCCUCGCCUCAUGAUAACUCAUAUUGUAAACCAGAACUUCAAAUCCUAUGCUGGGGAGCAAAUUCUGGGACCUUUUCAUAAGCGCUUCUCAUGUAUUAUUGGGCCAAAUGGCAGUGGAAAAUCCAAUGUAAUUGAUUCAAUGCUUUUUGUAUUUGGAUAUCGGGCACAAAAAAUCAGAUCCAAAAAGCUCUCUGUGCUGAUCCACAAUUCUGACGAACACAAGGACAUCCAGAGUUGUACUGUGGAAGUACACUUUCAAAAGAUCAUUGACAAGGAAGGAGAUGAUUAUGAAGUCAUUCCUAACAGCAAUUUCUGUGUAUCUAGAACUGCUUACAGAGAUAAUUCUUCUGUCUACCAAAUCAGUGGGAAGAAAAAAACAUUCAAAGAUGUUGGUAUUCUACUUCGAAGUCAUGGAAUUGACCUGGACCAUAAUAGGUUUUUAAUUUUACAGGGAGAAGUUGAACAGAUUGCAAUGAUGAAACCAAAAGGCCAGACUGAACACGAUGAAGGUAUGCUCGAAUAUUUAGAAGAUCUAAUAGGAUCAGGACGGUUGAAAGAGCCUAUUCAAGUUUUGUGUCACAGGGUUGAGACAUUAAAUGAACAGAGAGGGGAAAAGUUAAAUAGAGUUAAAAUGGUAGAGAAAGAAAAGGAUGCCUUAGAAGGAGAGCGAAACAAAGCCAUUGAAUUUCUUACUUUGGAAAACAAAAUGUUUAAGGAAAAGAAUCACAUUUGUCAGUACUACAUCUAUGACCUACAGAAACGGAUAAAUGAAAUGGAAACACAAAAGCAAAAAAUUCACGAAGAGACUAAAGAUGUUAAUGAGAAGAGUAGUAAACUUGCUGAUGAAAUGAAAGAUAAGACUAAAGCCUUAAAAGAUAUAGAAAAAAAGCUCAAUAAAAUCACAAAGUUUAUAGAGGAAAACAAAGAGAAAUUCACUCAGUUGGAUUUGCAAGAUGUUCAAGUAAGGGAAAAAUUAAAACAUGCCAAAAGUAAAGCUAAAAAACUUCAGAGGCAACUUCAAAAAGAUAAAGAAAAGGUUGAGGAAUUAAGAAACGUUCCUGCCAACAGUAAGACAGAAAUCAGAGAAGCAACAUCUAAGAAAGAAGUUCUUGAAAAGGACAAGGAAAGAGAGGAGGAAAAAUUAAAACAGGUUAUGGAUAGCCUUAAAUUGGAAACACAGGGUCUUCAGGAAGAAAAAGAGGUCAAAGAAAAAGAACUUAUGGAAUUCAAUAAAACUGUGAAUGAAGCCCGUUCAAAGAUGGAUGUAGCUCAGUCAGAACUGGAUAUCUACCUCAGCCGCCAUAAUACUGCUGUCUCUCAGUUAAAUAAAGCAAAAGAGGUACUAAUGACUACUUCCGGAACUCUAAAAGAAAGGAUAUCUACUAUCAAAGAGCUUGACACAAAAUUACCUCAAGCUGAACGGGAGCUAAAGGAGAAAGAAUGUAAGCUUGAACAACUUGGAAGACAGGAGUUGGACAUUAAAAAUCUUGUUCGGGUUCAACGUCAAAAAGUAGAAGAAGCAAAAAGUUCUUUGGCAGUCAGUCGCAGUAGAGGAAGAGUUCUUGAUGCUCUACUUCAGCAGAAGAAAUCUGGAAAAAUUCCUGGAAUAUAUGGGAGAUUGGGAGACUUGGGAGCUAUUGAUGAGAAGUAUGAUAUUGCUAUUUCAUCAUCUUGUGGUGCCUUAGACUACAUUGUUGUUGAUACAAUAGAUACAGCUCAGGAAUGUGUGAAUUUCUUGAAAAGGCAAGGGAUUGGAGUUGCUACAUUUAUAGCCUUGAACAAAAUGUCAGAAUGGACACAACAUAUGAGUAAAAUCCAGACUCCUGAAAAUAUUCCUCGUCUAUUUGACUUAGUGGAAGUAAAAGAUGAGAAGAUUCUCCCAGCCUUUUAUUUUGCAUUACGUAACACUUUAGUAGCCAACAACUUGGAACAGGCCACCAGAGUAGCAUUUCAAAAAAAUAAAAGAUGGAGAGUAGUAACUUUGCAAGGACAAAUCAUAGAACAGUCAGGAACAAUGACUGGUGGUGGAGGUAAAGUACUGAAGGGGAGAAUGGGAUCCUCAGUCAUGGUUGAAAUUUCAGAAGAGGAGGUGAAUAAAAUGGAAUUGCAGCUGCAAAAUGAUUCAAAAAAAGCAGUGUGCUACCAGGAAGAGAAAGUAGAGCUUGAAGAUGCUAUAAGAAAAUUGCAUCAAAGUGUUCAAGAAAUGAGAAGCACUUUAGAAAAGUAUACAGCCAGCAUACAGAGUUUAUCAGAACAAGAAGUUCUCUUAAAAGACCAACUUAAAGAACUUGAGGCUAAUGUAAUUGCUGCUGCUCCUGACAAAAACAAACAGAAAGACCUGGAAAAAAAUCUUAAUGCCUUCAAAAAAGAUUAUGAAUGUGUUGCUGGAAAGGCUGGUAAAGUAGAAAGUGAAGUUAAAAGAUUACAUAAUCUCAUAAUUGAAAUCAAUAAUAAUAAACUUAAAGCUCAGCAAGACAAACUUGAUAAGAUAAACAAGGAAAUAGAUAAGUAUACUUCUGCUGUUACUAAAGCCCAGGUGGCAAUCAAGACUGCAGACAGAAAUCUGAAAAAAUCUGAGGAGUCUGUUCUUCGCACUGAGACAGAAAUUGGAGAUAAUGAAAAGGAAAUAGAUGACCUAACAAAAAUGCUGACGACACUGGAAGAAAAAGCUACUGAAGUUAUGAACGACUGCAAACAAGCUGAAGAGUCAUUACCAGAGGUUCAGGAGCAGCAUCGUAAUCUACUUCAAACAAUGAAGUCAAUUCAAGAGGAUGAACAUGUUCUUCAGAAAGAGGCCCUUAGUAUAAGGCUUAAAAUUGAACAAAUAGACAGUCAUGUUGCUGAGCAUCAAUCAAAGAUAAAAUAUUGGCAAAAGGAGAUAUCAAAAAUAUCACUGCACCAUGUACAAGCAGAACCAGUUGAAGAACUUCCAGUUCUAAAUCAAGAGGAGCUUGAAGCAAUUAAAGAUCCAGAUAUUAUAAUUAAUCAAAUAGCCCUUUUAGAGGCCCAGUGUCAUGAAAUGAAACCAAAUCUUGGCGCCAUUGCAGAAUAUAAUGCGAAGGAAGAACUAUACCUGAAACGCGUGGCAGAGCUGGAUGAAAUUACCAAUGAGAGAGACAACUUUAGACAAGCUUAUGAAGAGCUUAGAAAACAAAGACUUAAUGAGUUUAUGGCUGGAUUUAAUAUAAUAACAAAUAAACUAAAGGAGAAUUACCAAAUGCUUACUUUAGGAGGAGAUGCUGAACUAGAGCUUGUAGACAGUUUGGAUCCUUUCUCAGAAGGAAUUGUUUUUAGUGUUCGACCACCAAAGAAAAGUUGGAAGAAGAUAUUUAACUUAUCAGGAGGAGAGAAAACCCUUAGUUCCCUGGCUUUGGUUUUUGCUCUCCAUCACUACAAGCCAACUCCACUUUAUUUCAUGGAUGAGAUAGAUGCAGCCCUCGACUUCAAAAAUGUGUCCAUUGUAGCAUUUUACAUAUAUGAGCAAACAAAAAAUGCACAAUUUAUCAUCAUCUCUCUGCGAAAUAAUAUGUUCGAGAUUGCAGAUAGAUUAAUUGGAAUUUAUAAAACAUACAACACAACAAAAAGUGUUGCAACAAACCCAAAAGUGAUUGCAUCUAAAGGACUUGCUGAACUUGGUGCUGUUGGAUGCUGCUGAAUGCAACAUUUCCUGUCCAGAAGAAACUGAAAUCUUUCUAAUGAAUAUUUUCAUUGUAUAAUUGUUGUUUUGCCUGUUUUGUAUAGAAAAAAAAUGUAUGUUUUGUAAUUGUUUGUAGAUAUCUAUAUCUAUCUAAAGCUUUGUAGAUAUCUAUUUCAGUAUUUGAACAUAAGCCAAAAUUUGCAUAAGAUCUAUUUUUGGUCAAUAGUCUACUACACUUAAUUUUUUAAUGGAUACUCAAAUCUGUAUAAACUUAAGCACAACAAAACUGGUCCCCAAAGUAUAUUUAGUUCCACUUCAAAAUUCCAUUCAGUGGGCUUCAUAUCAGUGUUUUAGGUUCUGUUUAUAGUUUUUGAAUCUGCUUUUUAUUGUCUUUUACUAAAAAUAAACAUUAAGCUAAAGUUU
Molecule: messenger RNA, 4465 nt
Organism: Gavialis gangeticus (Gharial)
Lineage: Eukaryota; Metazoa; Chordata; Crocodylia; Gavialidae
Gene: SMC4
Product: structural maintenance of chromosomes 4
Exons: 24
Coding region: 182-4060 (1292 amino acids)
Biological process (GO): mitotic chromosome condensation
Cellular component (GO): chromosome
Molecular function (GO): protein binding; ATP hydrolysis activity; ATP binding
Source: RefSeq, a predicted model, not a curated record